This is a messenger RNA of Peromyscus maniculatus bairdii (prairie deer mouse), 3021 nucleotides long. The record is from RefSeq and is a predicted model, not a curated record. Lineage: Eukaryota; Metazoa; Chordata; Mammalia; Rodentia; Cricetidae.
GCCUACAAAUAGAGGCAGGUAUCUAGAACAGCUGUUUUAUUUAUUCUACAAAUAGUUAGCUAUAUUGCUAACAAUGGAUGCAAAGAAGAUUCUGUGGCCAUCUGUCAAGUUUUCUAAUGUUUCUCACCCUCCUGCAGGUUCAUUAAGAUGGACAACAGGGAAGUGCCCACACUGUUGGAUCUUUCUAUACAACAUCUACUGAAUAAUGAGCCUGCAGCAAUUCACGCUCUCGAGGUGAUACCAAGGGAGCUUUUUGUUCCAUUGUUCUCUGCUGCCUUCAAGGGUGGGCAUAAGAAUAUAGUGAAAGCAAUGGUGAAGUGUUCUAUGUUCUCUUUUCCCUGCAGGAGCCCUAAACUGAGGAUCCUAGAUUUAAGGCAGGAUGUUGGCUGCAAGAUCAUCUGUCCGGAGAGCAGUACUAAGUCACCUGCCUGUUUUCACUCCUGUGCUUACUCUGAGCACUCUAUCUUGAAAAUCGAAGGCCAGUGUAGUAUGGCAAGUUCAGAACCUGAGGCUCAGUCCUCCAGGCAGGCUAUGGAAUUAUUAGUGAACCUUUCCCUUGAUAGAACCUUAAGGGAAACUGAAUUUUUGGUUCUGCUUCUGAAUAAAGUAGAGCAGAGCUCAGGCUCUUUGCACCUGUGCUGCCGAGAUUUGCAAAUAGACAAAGUGUGUGACUGUAGAAACACCCUAUGUCAUCUGGAUAUGAAAUGUAUUGAUCACCUGGCAGUUGAUCAGGCUUCUCUGAGUGAGGUCACCACCCUUCUGGCUCAGGUGGUGCACCUGGAAAGACUUUGUCUGUGUAAAAUCACUUGUAGAUCUUUGAAUGGGGAAACCUUUCGAAAUUUUAUCUCUGAGCUUGGGCGUAUGGACCAUCUCAAUGAGCUCAACUUGUCCUCUUUCUGCCUCACAGAUCAUCUUGAACAUGUCCUGAGAGUCCUACCAGCUAGUUUGGAAUUCUUACAUCUACCAUUCUGUGAACUUUCUUACAACGACUUCAAGUUUCUGUCUGAGUGCCCUCAAGCCAACCACUUAAAGCUACUGAAUAUCAGCAACAACCCAAUGAACUGGGAAGAUGAUGAACCCCUUUAUAACCUUUUGCAGAAUAACUCUAGCACCUUGCAACAUCUGGCAAUCAAUCAUUGCCUUUUAACAGACUCUACAAUCUCUGUUCUCAUCUCUGCACUAAGUCGCUGUUCUCAACUCCGAAUCCUCAACUUUUCCUCUAAUCCAGUUACCAUGACUAUGCUAAUGAGAAUUCUUGAGCACUUAACAUCCUUGGUGAAGCUUAAAUAUGUGUUUUAUCCUAUCCCUGUGCAUUGCUAUGGGAGAUGGCACUUUCAGGACAGUUUAGAUCGACAGAAGCUUGCUGAUGUGCAGGCACGAUUGAAAAGAAUGCUACAAGAGGCAAAAAGGAACGACAUGCAUUGGAUGACUUUCUCUGAUUAAAUUUACAGUCCAACACAGUUUCACAUUGAUAUGUUCCCUUUAAGUAUUAAAUGUUUUUCUCUUGAUCCCAUAGACUGAAUAUAUAAGGUUAUUAUGUUUUAGCAAAAUACAGUUAAAAAUAUAGGUAUGUAACUGAUUUCUAUAGAGAAUAACUUAGAAGAUGGAGGACUCAGAGUGUCUGUGUGUCUCUUGACUAUUGUUCUUGAUAGUACUUCAUCCUUCCUACUAAAGUUUUAGGUAGAAGAGUUGGAAAGACUAUAUCAUGAAUUACCACAGCCUUGUCCUCACUGAGAUUUACUUCUGGGCACUUGACUGCAGACAUGACACUCUAGCCUUUCCUAGAUAUGUUUUUGGAGGGCAGGUAGUUAUUGAAACUGAUGCUUUUAUCCCCUGAGUUGUAUUAAGCUUCUAUAUUAAGAUGUUUUCAGUUGCUUAUGGGAAACCAUCUGGAUUUAACAGUGAGAUAAAGAAUCUGUGCCCAUUACCCAUUGAGUGGCUCAGUUUUUCUUUAUUUCAUACUCAUUUACCAAGGAUCGGCUUGCGAUAUUAUUGUAGGCAGCAAGAAUGAACAGACAAGACAAGGUCCCUGUCUCAAGCCACUCAGAGGCUGAAUGUUUCUGUGGUUUAUCUAUUCCUCCACCGUUCAUUAGUGCAUAGAAGAAAGUUGUUUUCCACUCUUGGACCCCGAUUUAUCUUCCUUGUUCUUGUUACAUGGUCUGUUCAAUGCAAAGUGAACUCUAUGAUGUUGACUCUUCUCAACAGAAUUCAUGGAUUCAAUGUUACCAUCUUGGAGACUUUCUCAAACAUCUGCUUGAUGUCUGCCUUCUGUCAUUGUGCACAAUGCCUGACAUAAUAGACAAGGAAGAGAACUUUGUUUCUCUGCUUUAGACGGUUCACCGUGAUUGUUUGUUGCACUGGUUUGGAACUUCAGCAGGGCAGAACAUGGUAAAGAGCUUGUGGCAGAGGGAGAUCCUUCCAAUUCAUGAGGCCAGGAAGCAGAGAGAGCAGGAGCCUGAGUCUCUGUACAGCCUUCAGGAGUGGGACUACACUGAUAUGCCUCCUUGAGCUAGCCUGCUCUAAAGUUUCUACCACCUGCCCUGGAAACUGUUCUUGAGCUAACCUAUUCAAAAUUUUCACCCACCUGCCAUGGAGCCAUCAACUUGACCACCUUCUAUCAUAUUAGCUUAGGAGACAUUUAGGAUACAUGGCAUCCUUCAUGGUAUACAUGAUUCUGUUUGAAUAUUCUGCUGUUUCUUUUCUGUUAAAGUUGACACAAUUGCUGUAAUAUUGUGUAGCAAAUAUGUAUAUGGAUUCCUUUAUAUUUGAUACUCCAAAAUGUGAUUAUCAUACAUAGAAAAGCAUGUUUGUUCAAGAUACAGUACAAAAAAGCAUGUCAAACCAAUUAAUAAGCAAUGUAUUUAUGUUAUGAAUGUAUUGAAAUGGGAAUACACUGCAUUGCAAGGACAUAGUGUAUAAAAUUUAGUUCGUUCCUGUCAUGCUGAAAUGUCAACACCACUGCUCUUAAUUACUUAAUAAGGAAAUGAAACAAAAAUAACCAUUUACUUUUUAUUUUUUUAA